CCUCCGCCAGCCCCGCCCCUUUUGCCUGGAGUCGGGCUCCGGAGCUGCUGGGAACAGUCUGCCUGCGAGUCCUCGGCACUGAUCUUGACCACGGAUUACAGGAUUCCACAAACAAGAACGGUCUACCAGUCAGAGCUGGGCAGGUAGGAGCCAAGAGAGUAGCUACAAUGACUUCAGCAGUUCUGGUGGACAUCCGAGAUGAGGUCACCUGCCCUAUCUGCUUGGAGCUCCUGACAGAACCCCUGAGCAUAGAUUGCUGCGGUCACAGCUUCUGCCAGGCCUGCAUCACAGCAAACAGUGACAGGUUAGUGCUCAACCCAGAAGGGAAGAGCAGCUGUCCUGUGUGCCGGACCGCCUACCAGCCUGGGAACCUCCGGCCUAAUCGACACCUGGCCAUCAUAGUGAAGAGGCUCAGAGAGGUCGUUUUGGCCCCGGGAAAGCAGCUGGAGGUCAUUCUUUGUGCGGUUCAUGGAGAGAAACUCCAGCUUUUCUGCAAGGAGGAUGGGAAGUUAAUUUGCUGGCUUUGUGAGCGAUCUCAGGAGCACCAUGGUCAUCACACGUUCCUCAUGGAGGAGGUGGCCCAGGAGUACCAGGAGAUGUUCCAGGAGUCUCUGAAGAAGCUGAGGAAGGAGCAGCAUGAAGCUGAGAGGCUAAAAGCUCUUAUCCAAGAGAAGAGGGAAUCCUGGAAGAAUCAGGUGGAGCCUGAGAGACACCGGAUCCAGACUGAAUUUAAGCAGCUGCGGAGCAUCCUGGACAGGGAGGAGCAGAGGGAACUGAAGAAACUGGAAUCGGAAGAGAGGAAGGGGCUGAGCAUCAUCGAGAAGGCUGAGGGGGACCUGAUCCACCAGAGCCAGUCACUGAAAGAUCUCAUCUCAGACCUGGAGCACCGGUGCCAGGGGUCUGCAGUGGAGCUGCUGCAGGAUGUGAGUGAUGUCACAAAAAGGAGUGAGUUCUGGACCCUGAGGAAGCCCCAAGCUCUUCCCACCAAGCUGAAAAGUUUGUUUCGAGCCCCAGAUCUGAAAAGGAUGCUGCGAGUCUUUAGAGAGUUGACAGACGUCCAAAGCUACUGGGUGGACGUGACCCUGAAUCCACAGACGGCUAAUUUAAAUCUUGUCCUGUCUAAAAACCGGAGGCAGGUGAGGUUUGUAGGUGCCAAGCUGUCCGAGUCUUCCUGUCUGGAAGAACAUUUUGAUUGUAGUGUCCUGGGUUCUCAGCACUUCUCCUCAGGAAAAUACUACUGGGAGGUGGACGUGACCAAGAAGACGGCUUGGAUCCUGGGUGUAUGCAGUAACCCGGUGGAACCCAUGUUCUCUUUCAGCCAGUAUCCCAGCAAGCAGAGUGCCCACUCCAGGUAUCAGCCCCAGAGCGGAUACUGGGUGAUUGGGUUGCAACAUAAGCAUGAGUACAGAGCCUAUGAGGACUCCUCCACCUCCCUGCUCCUCUCCAUGACAGUGCCACCUCGCCGCGUAGGGGUUUUCUUAGACUAUGAGGCUGGCACUGUCUCCUUUUAUAAUGUCACAAACCAUGGCUUGCCCAUCUACACCUUCUCUAAGUAUUACUUUCCUACUGCCCUUUGUCCAUAUUUCAAUCCCUGCAGCUGUGUAGUCCCAAUGACUCUGCGUCGCCCAAGCUCUUGAGGUCUAGCAACCCCUGCCUACACUACAGCUGAGCAGGUUCCUACAAACACAUGUGAUUCCUCUGGGAGCCUCCGUUCUCUGUGUUCAUGUAGGAUAACCUCCCACUGCUUAUAGUGAAUUCUCUUGACAGAUCUUAUGGGAGACUUUUUAACAUUUCUCUGUUAAUCAUUUAAUCGUUACCUUUUUGUUGUUGUUUGUUUUUCAGACAGGGUUUCUCUGUAUAGCCCUGGCUGUCCUGCACCUCGCUCUGUAUUCCAGGCUAGCCUCCAACUUAUGGAGAUCUGCCUAUCUCUGCCUCCCUAGUGCUGGAAUUACCACCAAGGGUUUUGUUUUGAAAUGGGCUAUAGCCCCGGCUAGCCUUGAACUCUGUGAUUAAGAAUGACCCUGAACUGAUCUUCCUGCUUCCUCCCAAGUCCUGAUUACAAGCACACACCAUACCUGGCUGUGGUUUUGUUUUAGUGUUGAGAUAUGGUCUCCAUAAAUAGCCCAGGCUGGCCACAGGCUCUUAAUUCUUCUACCUCAGCUCCCAAACACUGAUAAUAGGUCUAUCUCAACACCUGGCUAAGAAUAGUAUUUCAUGACAUUUUUAAUUGAUGUCUGUGGUCAAAUGUAAAAAAUUCUCUAUAAAUUAGAUAGGAGUUUUUGUACUAAAUAUUGAAUUCAGCAGGUUGUUUUUUUUUUUUUU
Peromyscus eremicus (cactus mouse) is the source of this 2322-nucleotide messenger RNA. It is a transcript of the gene Trim6, whose product is annotated as tripartite motif containing 6. The transcript has 8 exons. The record is from RefSeq and is a predicted model, not a curated record. Bases 168 to 1637 code for a protein of 489 amino acids. Gene Ontology annotation, molecular function: zinc ion binding; protein binding. NCBI's taxonomy places the organism in Eukaryota, Metazoa, Chordata, Mammalia, Rodentia, Cricetidae.